CAGCCCGUCCGUAGGGGCGAUGUCGGUGCAGCUUCGGGUGGAGUGAUCGAGGGAGAGAAGCCGCACUGGUGGUCUGGAGAGCAGCGAGGCGCCGCACCGGCCGUGGGUGCAGGCUCCUUGGCCUGGUGUUCAGGGCGGGAGCCCUUGAUUAACGGGAUGAUCCCACUUGCUCGGAGCACCUGGACAUUUGGCAAGAGUCACCUCCAGUGUGCAAAUAAGCAGCACUGAAACUGCAUUGCAUCUGAGCGCCAAGUGUUCCGAGUAAAUCAAACCCACCAGCCCUCUGACUCGUUCUGUACCUCAAGGAGACCGUGUCACUUCCUAUCAAGUUCUCAAUUCAGCUCCCGCCAAGAAAAAAAAAUGAAUGAAUAUCAUAUCCAUAGCUUUUUAGAAGAGAGAUCCAAAUACAUGUAAGCUGUAAUAAUAAAUAGAAAUUGUUGGUCGGAGCGCAUCGAUGGAAGUUUCAACGGUCAACGUUUUGGUUUUCAGAUCCUGGCAAACUCUUCCCUUGGUCUCAUGGCAGCGAUGCUUCACUACACACACUCUCAAAAAGAUCACCAGCAUUCGUAUUUAUUUUCUUUAAAUUUGGAAACAUUCAUCCUGGGUUUCUUCCCGAAUUAUAUGUUUCAUCUCUCUGCAUAGAAAUUUUGCCCUGUUAAAUGAUCUGCAUUGCUGGAAGCUUGCAGUGGAAGUUGCACAAGACAUUAGGAACAGCUGGAUGUAAAAGUGACCAAGAUUUCCGAAAAUGCUGAACUGUCGAGUACUGAAGGCGGUAAGGAUGUUUGCAUCGUCACGUAGUGGACUUUGUGUAAUGAAACACUGCUCAUGGAAACGAACACAAGCAUUACCCUGUUCAAUUGCGCAUAGAAUCCUUCAAAAAGACAGGUUGACCAUCAACAACAGAUACUUUCCCACUUCUGUGAGUUGGGGUAUUGGAAUGUAUGGAAGCCCCUCAGUUACUCCUGUAAGGAUGCUGUCCUUGGCCUCCUGCUUGUCUGCAUCACCAACGUCAGCUCCCCGACCUAGCUGGUACGAGAGUUUUUCUGAUUCAGUGCCUGUUCACCUGAUGGAAAACCUAUUGACUGAUGUGCAGCAGAGCACAGGACUGCCGUGGUGGGCGAGUAUAAUUUGCACCACAGUGGCAUUCCGAGCAACGGUAACAUUCCCACUCGCUGUUUAUCAGACAUACAUUAUUGCCAAGGUUGAAAAUCUACAGCCAGAAAUUGCAGAGCUAGCCAAGCGAUUACGUUAUGAAGUAUCUGUGCGUGCAAAGCAAGUUGGGUGGUCAGAAAGUGUAGCUCGUUUCCAUUUUAGGAAAAAUUUGAAAAGGAUCAUCUCGGAACUGUAUGUGCGUGACAACUGUCAUCCUUUCAAAGCUAGUCUCCUUGUCUGGGUCCAGCUGCCACUUUGGAUAUGCAUCUCUUUUGCUUUGAGGAACCUGAGUCUGGCAGCAUCUGAUCCUUCAGCAGUAUCUGGUGCUCAGGACCUAUCAGUGGGUGGCACACUCUGGUUUCCUGAUUUGACUUUGCCUGAUUCAACCUGGAUAAUGCCCAUAUCCUUGGGGCUCAUUAACCUUUUAAUAGUUGAGAUUUUUGCUCUCCGGAAAAUAGAAUUGUCAAAAUUUCAGAAAUACAUCACCUACAUGAUCCGUGGAUUUUCAGUGCUCAUGGUUCCAAUUGCUGCAGCAGUCCCUUCGUCAAUGGCUCUCUAUUGGCUGACAUCCAGCUGUGUGGGUCUUGGACAGAAUUUGCUGCUGCGUGCUCCUAGUGUUCGUACACUUUGCCGGAUUCCUAAGAUGAAGUCCGAUUCAGACACUCCCUUCAGAGACUUAUCUGCAGGACUUCUUGCAAAAUAUUUCCCUAGAAAGUGAUCAACAGAAGAUGCGUGCAGAAUUCAAGUUGUAACUGAAUGGAAUGCAGCAUUUUUUACAAGCUGAUUUCUAUCAUAAGCUGCAUCAGACGUGCUCUGCACUAAGCAGCCGUACUUGUGUUGAAGACAUCACUUUCCAUGCUAUGCUAGUCCUUGAGGGACUGUAAUUAUUAAAGAGACUUAUUUUAAUUUUUUUUCCACAUCCAAGGUUACUCCUGAACAGAGGAAGUGAAAUGAAACCAAAUGCUAAAUAAUUGCACAUUGCAGUUUGUACAGUUUUACUUCUGCAUCAUAAAUAUUUAUUGAUGAUCAUUUGGGGAGUGUUAUUGAGUCUAUUUAUCUGUAAUGACAGUGUGUCUGUAUUUUCAUGCAUUCGUCUUCCAUAUGUUCAUCAGACUGAUAACCUCAGUGCCUGGGUGAUUGUGAUGGUGACCCAUAAUUUGCUGUUCUGGCUAUUUUAGUACACUAUUUCCUUUCCCCUCUCAGAAUGUAUUCUGAUAAGCGCCCCCCCCCCCAAUCAGUUCAUUAUCAUAAUAUCCUAUUCAUGAAUUGAUUUAAAGUUUGACAAAAGAGAAUUGCAAUUGUCUUGACAUCAAAUCAAAAGAAUCAUUAUCCAAUAAAUACUGGACUUUUAUCAUCAUGUCAUGUAAUGUUUUGAAUUUAUGUAUCUAAAAAUGGACCUCUCACUGAAAUCGUUGGAGCAUCCUUGAACUUGCAGCUGAAAAUUGGAGAUAGUACAUGUGGUUAUAACAAUCUGUUUAGCAUGAAAUGUUUUUGAAGUUACUCAGGGCUCCACUUCACUUUCCCAGAUGGAGGACUAAACUAAAUGGCACCUUGCUGUUGGUUAUUUUACUCUAACUUUGCAUCUAAAAGUCAUCACUUUGAUAAUGCAGGUGGAUCAAUUUUCAGUGUCUUAACACCUUUUAUGAAAUCAACAUGAGCUUCUGACUUCAUGAUGCUUGGUGCUCAAAGUAUUUCAUUCUGGUCAGCAUUAUGUUUCCCUCCCUGUUGCAUGUAUUCACUCUGGCUUACUAUUUGACUGCAGAUUUUGCAAUGUAUUGUUGAGCAAUGGAAACUUACAGCAGUCAUUGAAUAAGUAAUAUAUAGCAAUGUGAUCUUCUACACUCCCUUCAGUCGUCUUUUAGCUGUUUCAGAUUCAACUUGUAGCAAUUAGCAGGUCUUUUACUACCAUGUUCAAGAUGGUAAUUGGCAGGGUUUAUAGUGUGCAGGCUGAAAUGCUGUUUCAGCAGUAAUUCUUGGAAAUAAUAUUUUACAUUUGGGGUUCACCUGCAUGUUGAUUGGGUCUGGAACGGACCUUGUGACCAUGCUACAGUUGACAAAGCCAGUAAUUGCAGUGGCCAUCAAUAAAUUUCUCACUUGGAAGGUUUGUGGUACUUUUUCAGUGGCAUGCUGAUUUUUAGAUCUGUGCUCUUUUGACUAUCCUUUCUUAUCAUAUGAACUGGAAUUUGUCCUCCAGGAGAAUUAGAGUUAAAGAAAUAUCACCUCCAAAAAUCACUUCCUUAGAUUAAUUACCAGCUUUUUUUUUGUAAUACCACUCUCUCUGUACAGAAUAUAACAAGAAAGACAAUAGUUCUAUUUAUUAAUGGAAAUGUAUGCAAGAUACAUCCGGAAUUUUUUGUUCUUCACAGACAUCCAUGAAAGCAGAAGAGGGCCCCAAGGAAUAAAUGACAGUAAAAACAUUAGAACCCCAAAGCCCCCCAGUCUUCACAGGCGACAGUAAAACAACAACCCUCCCCUACCCCCACCCACUUAUGCAAAAAAAAGCAUCAGCAUCCUCCACCCACCAAGCAAGCAAUAGCAAAGCCCCCAAGAAAGACCAUGAUCUGCAGUACAGGAAAAACUAAUCGUUCACCCAAGGAUUUGACGUACCACAAGGCUCUCUCUCCCUCUAAUAAAGGCAUGCUCUUCUAGGCCACGUCCUUGGGAGUUGGUGAAGUGGUUGGUCAUGAGACCCCCGGGAGUGGGUCCCACCACCGCAAAAAAAAACAGUCUGAGUGUAGCUCCAGGUCAAGGUCUACAACAGACCCCUAUCCACCAUGAGACAUCAAAGAUAGAUAUUAAGCUGUUUCUGCAGAUAAGCUUGAAUGAAUUGCUUUUAAGUAGAGUUGAUAAAAACUCCUCUCAAAGAAACACAUUUUCUUUUGUCAAUAUUGUGCUUUAAGUAUCAGGGCUUAUCCUGUAACAGCACUGUUUCUCCACUAGAUGGUGGCAUGUAAAAUGUAUUUUUAUUAUAUUUAUGAAAGAACUACACCUAGUGGCUGCUUUAUUAGAUAGAGGAGUGUUACCUUAUCUGUGUUGAUCUAUCAUCAACUGAUCUAAAUUAGCAAUUCCCUACACAACUCUUAAUCAAUGCUUGCACUUUAUUGCUUCUGUGCAAAUGUUAACGUAACUAUGUUGAUCCCAGGAACAUCUCACAAAUGACUUUUAUUUUAGAAAUAAUCUCUAGUUCAACAGAUUAUCAGGGGCAUCAUUGUGACACUUCAAAGCACUUUGAUACAGCUAUUCCUGAGCAAAACCAGUUCAGAAACUGGAGGUUACAGAGCAGCUUCACAAAAUGGCAGCCUCCAUUCCUCCAACCAUAUGACAAGGACAAAGAUAUUAAGUUUGUCCACUUCUACUGUCCUUGACUCAUUUGAGAUAGAUGGUUUCUUUCAUAUUUUAAUUUCUUGAUGGCCAGUAUCGCUCCUCUUUUGAUCCACGGAAAAUUUUGUGGAUCACACUAGUGUAUAUAUGUCUGAAUGAAUUAAGUACAAAAGGAACAGCAGUGUUAAUGUCUACAUCAAGUACUUAUUUUAUUUUUUAUUUAGCAAUACAGCAUACAGUAGGCCCUUCCAGCUCUGAACCACGACAAACAUGAUUAACCCUAACGGAAUCACAGGACAAUUUACAAUGACCAAUUAACCUGCCUAGUACGUCUUUGGAUUGUGAGAGGAAACUGGAGCUCCGGGGAAAAUCCACAUAUUCCAUGGUGCUGGAAUUGAACUCUCAGCUCCAGAAUGGCCUAAGCUAUAAUAGUGUUGUACUAACCACGAUGGUGCCCAAUACUGAUAAAAGCACUAACAAAAUGUCAAAGACAGUAAAACAAAUAAAAAGUAAUAUCAAACACCGACAUUUAAAAAUAAUAUAAGUGGCUAAAAUAUGUAAAAGAAACAUGAUAAAAUAUGUAAACUCUUCUCGGGCUUCCAGCUGGCUACAAGUAUUGACUUUAACAGACGUUGGAUGACGAACACUGCCAUCUUCAUCAGGGAUAAUGCCUUCGUAUGUCUAGUCCGGUGGUAUUUAUUCCCAGUGGAAAACUGAUUGGAUGAGGACUAACCAAUCAGGAGGGACGGCUGACGGGGGUAUAAAUACCACUGGACUAGAAAUGCCCAGGCAUUAUACCUGAUGAAGACUGGCUACCAACCAGUUGAACUGUAGCACGUUUUUCUUCGGAAGAGAGAGGGAGUCGUUCAAAUUAGGAAAAAAGCAAUAAAUAGACAAAAUAAACAAGCAAUGAGUUUUUGGGUGUUUUCUGGACUUUUGAUACAUAGCAAAUGAAUAUCAACAGCAGCCAGUCUUGAGACCUGAAUGUGGAUCGUAGAUCGAAUUUAAAAUACAGCUCUCAACAAUGACCUUCCAUUUGACUGCAGACAACAGCAAGUGCAUGAGCACAGCCCAGAGUCAGUGGGAAUUAACGGUUAUUUUGGGUGUCUAGAGUGUGGGUGCAAAGAAGGAAGUGUUUGAAAACUAUAUGUAAUUCAAAGGAAGCAUUGUAGAUAGUGUACAUUGUAAUUAUAAAAUUGUCCUGCUAUUACCUUUGAUCUUUAGCAUAUUAAAAUGUCAUGUAAUAUUGGGUUGAGAA
Messenger RNA from Mobula hypostoma (lesser devil ray), 5731 nucleotides. RefSeq names its product cytochrome c oxidase assembly protein COX18, mitochondrial. Bases 746 to 1870 code for a protein of 374 amino acids. Gene Ontology annotation, cellular component: mitochondrial inner membrane. NCBI's taxonomy places the organism in Eukaryota, Metazoa, Chordata, Chondrichthyes, Myliobatiformes, Myliobatidae. The record is from RefSeq and is a predicted model, not a curated record. Gene Ontology annotation, biological process: mitochondrial respiratory chain complex IV assembly; protein insertion into mitochondrial inner membrane from matrix. Gene Ontology annotation, molecular function: membrane insertase activity. The transcript has 8 exons.